Molecule: messenger RNA, 1156 nt
Organism: Oncorhynchus gorbuscha (pink salmon)
Lineage: Eukaryota; Metazoa; Chordata; Actinopteri; Salmoniformes; Salmonidae
Product: protein LSM12 homolog A-like
Exons: 5
Coding region: 41-619 (192 amino acids)
Molecular function (GO): RNA binding
Source: RefSeq, a predicted model, not a curated record
UUUUACGUAAUACUGGAGCUCCGCUUUCCUGGCGGAGAAGAUGGCGGCUCCUGGACCGGGGGAGUAUUUUAGCGUCGGUAGCCAUAUCUCUUGUCUUACCUGCUUGGGCCAGCGUCUGCAGGGAGAAGUGGUGGCCUUUGACUACCAGUCCAAGAUGUUGACUUUGAAAUGUGAUCCCUCCAGCAGAAAGCCAAAUCUCCACGACGUCAUCCUGAUCAAUUUAGACUAUGUUUCUGAAGUGGAUAUAAUAAAUGAUCGCACUGAAACGCCUCCUCUAGCAUCACUGAAUGUUAGCAAGCUUGCCAAUCGAGCACGGUCAGAGAAGGAGGACAAGCUAUCCCAAGCAUAUGCAAUCAGUGCUGGGGUUUCUGUGGAGGGCCAGCAUCUAUUCCAGACUAUUCACAAAACCAUCAAAGACUGUAAAUGGCAGGAGAAGAACAUCAUGGUAAUGGACGACGUUGUAAUCUCACCGCCAUACCAGGCUGACAACUGCAAAGGCAAAGAGGGAAGUGCUUUAAGUCAUGUACGCAAAAUAGUUGAGAAACAUUUUAGAGACUUGGAAAGUCAGAAGCAACGUUCACAAGCACAGCACACACAGAACUCCACUUUAUCAUCUUGAGUCAGCGCAGUGUGGGUCGGGCCAGCCAGGGAAUGCAACACUGCGGCGGGCUGGUGGACGGCACGGUGGGCAGUCUGUCUCGACUGCCAGACGAGGUUGGCAUUCCUAGCCCUCCUUGUCCUGGACCACGAACAUCCAGCGCUGAACAGCACUGGGUCCAGAAGAUCAAAAAAACAUUCACCAAAAAGACACACAAAAAGAGGAAAAGACUUUAUCUUAAAUUAGACUUUAUAAAGAUAAUUUAAAACAUCAACCAUAUAGUUAAAGGAAACUAACUUCAUCUCACUCAUCCCUCCGUCAAUCCAUCAUCGUCCUUCUCCCCAAUGGCUUUUCUCCUUUUCCAUAAAUUUCAUUUAUUCAAAAAGAGAAAAAUAGACCAGUCAAAGGCUUGUUACCUUUAUUUUCUGUCAGUUUCCUUUGUUGCUAUAUCCAUGUUCUACAAGUGUCUGUUUUUCUGUAUUUUAAACAAAACGUGACUUAAAAUGCCACACUUUAAAAUACAUUUUCUAAAAUUAAAGUAACAAAUUCUAACUGUAA